UUUCCAUUCAAGAACACUGGCUCGGCCAGAUUUGUGGCAGUCUUAGGUAGGGAAUCCAGGCGCGGCUUGAGCGUUAGGUUCUCUCCUUUGAGCAUGGCUGCGAUUCUAGGGUCUCUUGCUCGGUCGAUUCUUUCUUCUAGAGCAUGAGGAAGGUUUUUCGAUCCAACGAUGGCGCUGGUGAUCGGCGCGGCUGCAUGGUGUGCUAGGACGCUGCUCGUCCUUGUCCCGCUCGAAAUCCCCAUUCUCGGCGGCAACGCGGACGUGAGCGGCGGCAAUAUGAGCAUUUGUGUCCCGGAGAAUAGGCGCGAAUGGAUCCGCCAAGGAGAAUCGCUCGUCAGAUCCUCGAUCGGGCGGGCGCUCUGCCAGGUCUUGGAUCUCGUGAUCGACAUCCCCGUAACGUCGCGCAAGUAUGAAUUCGCUCGCUCCCUGGCGGACAGGAUCCUCGCGGACAACUCCCGCUAUGGCGGCCCGGUGCUCAAGGAGAUCAACAUCCGUGCGCUGGAAGGGGGAUUCUCCCGGACUGUCUUCCUGCUCACCAAGUGCCUGGCGCGCUUGCAUCGCCAACAGCAGGUCGAGGCGUGGGCGUGGCCGUGGAGAAUGCUCAAAGAUCUCCCAUUCUCGCUCAUCUUCCACUGCCUUCCACCGCUGCUCACGUCCCUCAAGGACGGAUUUGGCACCGCGCUACACAACCCACUCAUGCAGAUGAUCGUUCCCGCGGGACUGUCGAGCGCCUGCGAUGGCGGCAGCAGCAGUAGCAGCGAGAUCGUGGCGGAGAAGCUGGCCAACGAGCUGCUGUGGAUGGCGCAGCGCCUCAAGCAAAACUCGGCGCUGGAGGUUGCCAUACUCCACUGGAGCUCCGCCACCCAACUAGCCCAGUGGUCUCUCACUUCCAGCUCUAGAGUCCAAAAGCUCCUCGUCAAGCUCUCAGCGUUUCUUUGUGCUGGGCUCGUUUCGCUGGAUGUGGAGCUCCAGCCCGAGGUAACUCUGCGAUUGUUGCUUCUCUGGCUGCCGCUGCUGUGUAGAACCAGCCAUGCAAUCGACGAGACGACGCUGAGCUCCUCGGAUAAGAUCGACACGGAGCAAAUCCUGUCCAAAGUCAUCCAGCGCCUGCCCGAUUCUUACCAGGAGCUUGUUCUCGCGAUGUGGCUCACCGAGUACGUUGGUUCCUCGUCCGACUGGCCAAACAUCCAAGGCUGCUACCACGGCUGGUGCCAGUCGACCCGCAAGCUCUACUAUUGAUGAGAAUAAGUAUUCUUUGAUAUUGUUCGCGAGAAGAGGUACGUAGGAUUUCCUGUAAGUAUUUGAAGCGGUUUAAUGUCCAUUGGUGUGUUUUUGCGUUCUUAUAA
This is a messenger RNA of Selaginella moellendorffii, 1346 nucleotides long. RefSeq lists its product as uncharacterized. The record is from RefSeq and is a predicted model, not a curated record. The transcript is spliced from 3 exons. Bases 169 to 1239 code for a protein of 356 amino acids. NCBI's taxonomy places the organism in Eukaryota, Viridiplantae, Streptophyta, Lycopodiopsida, Selaginellales, Selaginellaceae.